This is a messenger RNA of Symbiodinium necroappetens, 738 nucleotides long. The record is from the annotation of a GenBank genome assembly. Lineage: Eukaryota; Dinophyceae; Suessiales; Symbiodiniaceae.
AUGGAGGACAGGUCUGUCCGACAAGCAUGUUUGGUCGCGCGAGUGUCCGCGCGAAGCUCGGCACUUGCCGGCUUGGACGACUUGGAUCGCCAGAACCGUGAGGUGAACCUUGCAGCCGUUUCUGCCAACGGCAUUGCGCUUCAAUGGGCACCGGCAUCUUGUCGAGCCAGUAACUCUUGCCGAGCCCCAGCAACCUGCUGGCCGCAUCAGGAACGGUUCAAGAAGGACAAAGGAGUGGCACUGGCGGCAGUUACAAGUGCAGGGCAUGCCCUCAAGUAUGUCGACAAGGAGCUGCAGAGUGACCCGGAUGUUGUUCAUGCAGCCAUUCGGCAAAAUGCCUUGGCACUGCAUUUUGCUUCGCCUCGUUUGCAACGUGACAAGGACAUCGUUCUCGAAGCCUGCCAGCGCGAUAUAGCGGCGUUCAGCUUCGCUGCAGACAUUCUGCGCGAAGACAAGCAGUUUCGAAGCACUACUGGAGUUGAAUUCCCCAGUGUCGACAAGAUGAAUGUGUCAACCAGUUCAAUGACUUCCUGUUCGUCGAGGAGCUGGUUCAGUGCCUCUACUUGUGAUGGAAGGUGGCCUUGGUUCAAGCACUGGAGCUACCGCCCGUAUCUGGCUGCUUCGACAGCAAAGGCGGUCAGUUCAGCGGAAGCCUCCAGUCGCAGGAAGAAGAAGCUUUCCAAACGAGCUCGGCUUGGCAAGGACAAACUCGCAAGAGCGGCCGGCGUGCGUGCCUGA